Molecule: messenger RNA, 1153 nt
Organism: Cuscuta campestris
Lineage: Eukaryota; Viridiplantae; Streptophyta; Magnoliopsida; Solanales; Convolvulaceae
Source: the annotation of a GenBank genome assembly
GUACUCAUAUUCGAUCGACUCGGUAGUUCGAACACACCGAUACGAUCAGAUCUCACUCGGCGUUCUUCCCGCAGCACAUGGAUGAUCUGAAAAUCGAAAAUUGAAUUUCUAUAUUUGAUUCCUCAGACACAAUAACAAGGAGGACAACAAAGGGAAUGCGACGGUGCCGAGACUAUGGUUCAAAACCCUAGCUCCUGCCUACCAUCGCUAUUUGAGGCACAAAGGAAGAUGCAGAUGCAAUGAUGAAGGAGGAACGGAAUUGGUGAUGGUUCGAAGCAGCUGACACUGACAAAAAACGUGCAACGAGAAUGGACAUAACGAAGCCAAGUUCAGUGUCCAUAAAAUUUUAGAAGGGAUAUCAUGAUGCCAAAUUAGGAUGCUAGUGACUGUAUACAAACAUCUGAUGAGGCAAAUCCGUUAGCAUCACAUCUUGACCACAGCACAAUCAACACUUUGCCCCGGCCAAGUGAAGUGGAUUUCAUCAUUGCUUGUCCUCCAGCCCUCCUUGUCAGGGGUUUUCUUUAUUGACAGGCACAAUUAGAGUUCAGUGAGUGAUGUUCGAUGCAUAAUGAUCUUGUCGCUUUAUCCUUUGUUGAGUACUUCAGGCCCAAGUUUCUGCUCAUUGGAAACGCCAGGAAUCUCGUUUCAUUUGAUAAUAUGAAGCCAUUUCAGCUAAUUAUAUCUUCACUUCUUGAAAUGGGUUAUCAGGUGAGGUUUGGAGUACUCCAAGAAGCGGUAUUCUAUGGUGUAGCACAAUUUGGGACUAGUGACUAUAUUUUGGUUCUAAAUAUAACAAAACAACACCCACUGCAAUAGCUUGGAGUUGAGGCAAUUUUGGCAACACUACUCCGUACAUUUUUUCUUCCUCUAUGACAAUGCUGACCAUUGCAACAAUAUGUUUGGAGCAACUAUUGGCAUUGGGUCACAGUUUUAUGAAGUUUGGAGUUAAGAUUCUUUGUUUUGGUCAUUGAUUUUUGGCUUAAGAAUACAAUGCAGUAUAUGUCUUUUGUGUUUAGCUUUAAUUCUAUUGUUGGUUUAGGACAUUACAUUGAAGGUCAAGGCACAUUUGCAGUCACAGUUAAUUUUAGAUUAGAUUUGGUUCUAAGUUUGCUUGGUGUAAUUUGUAUAUCUUUUCGAGGGGCUUUGGUUCGGU